This is a messenger RNA of Haplochromis burtoni (Burton's mouthbrooder), 1903 nucleotides long. Its product is annotated as girdin-like. The record is from RefSeq and is a predicted model, not a curated record. Lineage: Eukaryota; Metazoa; Chordata; Actinopteri; Cichliformes; Cichlidae.
AAAAAUCUUUUAGUUAGUACAGAGAUUUAGCAUCAACUUCAAUUUGAAAUAUGAGUCUGUCAAAUCCUGUUGUAUGCAACAUGAGAGCCGAGAACGAAAAACUUCAACAGCAAAUCAAAGAGCUGAAAAAUGAGAAUAAAACUCUCAAACAACAAAACUCUACCAUACGUGACCUUAAAGUCGAGAACGCCGACCUUAAGGAGCAAAAAAGAGAGCUCAUAAAUGAGAACAAGAUUCUCCAAAAAAACAUUGAAGUUCUCUUCAAACGAAGUGGGUUCUCUAAAAACAAGAGGAAAAGAGACCUGCAACUAGAGAAUGAAACAAUUCACUUCAAAAUUCAAGAGCUGGAAUAUUGGAACCAAAUUCUAAAGGAUUUAAACAGCUCCAAAACCAAAGAGAUCCAGCAACAGAAAGAGGUGAUGCAGGAAAUGGAGGCAGAAAUCAGAGAGUUGCAAAGCAGCAAGACAGGCUUGGUUAUAAAAGUGGGAGACAUGGAAAAGGACAACCAGUCUUUAAGAGAGGAAAAUGAUGUGACGGUAAAACGCAUGUGUGAGCUGAAAAGGGACUUUGAAAAGGAAAAAGAUGACAUGCAACAGGAAAUACAGGCUGUUAAAACUGAGCUCCAUCAGGCAAACACAGCCUUUAAAGAGUUACAAGAGAGUGAAGAAAGAAAAAGGAUCAUGAAUGAGGAAAACAAAACAACGGACAGUGAACAGCUCAGACAGACCCUGGAACUCCAAUGCUUUGCACAUGAAAUUGACAUAUUGAGGCAUAACGAACUUCUUGAACAGGACCUCCAGGAGCUUUCCAAAAGGAGUGGUGAUUCUCAAAAAGAACUGAAACCACACGAUGAGGGUGUGAAAGGAGAAUCACGGAUCUCCAAAGCCACUGAGAAAGACUCUGAACAUGAUUUUAACGUGACCAACAGAGAAAAGGAGUUGUUGUGCCAUGAAUUUGAGGAAAGAAAAGAGAGCUUGAAGAGGUCAAGAAAAAUCUGUAUGAUUACAGGAAGCCUUGAAAACAGAAGACAUGGCGUUGCAAACCCAAGCUCAGACUCCCAAAGUUUCACAGGAAGAACAUAACAAUCUGAUAAACAACUACGAUGUCCAAGUUGACAUACUCAAACAACAAAAUAAGGCCUUAGAAAAUAAGGUUAGUGACCUUACCAAAAAGAUGUGGAAUGGACGGGAAGCGAUGAGACAAAUGGAAAAGAACUUUCAAGAACAAAGGAAGCUACUCGAAAAUCUCCGAGGAGAAUUCGAGGAAAUUUAGCACAACUACGACUUUGGCCCUCCCUAUUAAACCUGGUUAACACAGGUUCAAUAGGGCUAUAACUUAGACAAUGGAAGUUCAUUUGAUUUAAUUGGCCCAAAAUGAGUGACUGCACCCAGACACUCAGUAGCAAAAGAAUUACAGAGAUUCAAGAGAGAAAACUGUUUCUGCAUAGACUCCUAUAGUACUGCAAGUCGUGUCAUCGCUUGGUGUCCUGCAUAGAGUGCAGGUUUAAGGUAUCUACGUAUCUUUCAGAAUUAGAAGCUAUGCUGCGUCAGGGGUUAUAACAGCUGUGCCCCCCCCCCAACCGGUCGAGGCAGAUGGCCGCCCCUCACUGAGCCUGGUUCUGCCGAAAGUUUCUUCCUGUUAAAAGGGAGUUUUUCUUUCCCACCGUCACCAAUGGCCUUGAUGACUGAUAACCUUCACAGACACUGUCAUCAAGGGUUUGCUCACAGGGGAUCAUCUGAUUGUUGGGGGGUUUUCUCUCUUAUAUUGUAUGGUCUUUACCUUACAAUAUAAACAGCCAAGAAGCGGCUAUUUUUGCGAUCCGGUGCUUUAGAAAUACAUCUUAGCUGAACUGAACUCCAUAACAUCUGGACCGAAAUGCCUACACACAACGGUAGGCAUUUCA